This is a messenger RNA of Penicillium angulare, 1443 nucleotides long. RefSeq names its product MFS transporter DHA1 family multidrug resistance protein. Gene Ontology annotation, molecular function: transmembrane transporter activity. Bases 1 to 1443 code for a protein of 480 amino acids. Gene Ontology annotation, biological process: transmembrane transport. NCBI's taxonomy places the organism in Eukaryota, Fungi, Ascomycota, Eurotiomycetes, Eurotiales, Aspergillaceae. The transcript has 3 exons. The record is from RefSeq and is a predicted model, not a curated record.
AUGCGUUCCCAGAGUUACUACCGCUCAAACAGUCCAGCCACUUCGGACCAUGAAAAAUCACCUGUGGUGACACCUGACCAGGCGGUGAUUUAUGAGGAAGAUGACCUCUAUACUCGCUUCUCACCUAGACGAAAGCAAUUGAUCACUGGCGUUGUCACCUAUUGUGCCUUCCUAUCCCCAAUUGGGUCUACCAUGAUAACUUCCACUAUCCCGGAAGUGGCACAAUAUUUCAAGACCUCUGGUUCUAUUAUCAAUGCUAGCAAUGCAAUUUAUAUGCUGGCAGCGGGAAUGAGUCCCUUCCUUGUUGGACAGGCAAGCCAAGUAUACGGGCGGCGAUGGAUCCUUAUCAUCGCAUCAUCACUUUUCUUUGCAUUCUCCAUUGGCACUGCUCUAUCGCCAAACCUGGAGAGCUUUUUUAUUUUCCGUAUGUUGACAGCAUACCACGGCACAGCCUUUCUUGUCGUUGGAAAUAGCUGUUUGGGCGAUAUCUACACACCCACAAAGCGUGCUACUGGGGUUGGCUGGUUUAUGCUGGGUUUCGAGCUUGGACCGAUUCUGGGUCCUUUAUUUGGAGGUAUUAUCGUCACAUAUUGCAGCUGGCGUGAUAUCUUCUGGCUCCAAUCAGGUCUUGCAGGUCUAGGAGUAGCAUUGAUUAUUCUCUUUCUGCCCGAAACCCUUAACCAACCCCAAUGCACCCAAAUGGCUCACUUAUCUCGAGGAGACUAUAUACGCGAGUUAGCCCGACGAACAAGCCCGCUUCGAAUGUUGAAGCAUUUUCGAUACCCAAACAUUUUAUUCGCAGGACUAGGUUCAUCUGCCCUGGCGUUCAACAUGUACUCCUUUCUGACUCCAAUAACUUACGUGCUCAACCCCCGCUUCGGGUUGACAACGCCUCUGCAAUCUGCGCUAUUCUAUUUGGCUCCAGGCGCCGGUAAUCUCGCAGGGACUUUCUUGGGUGGCCGUUGGGCUGAUAAGGUAGUACGCCGCUGCAUUGUCAAACGCCAUGGUGUGCGGGUCCCGGAAGACCGUCUGAAAUCAUGUCUUCCUUUCUUCGGCAUUUUACUCCCUGUGUCUAUGCUCAUAUAUGGUUGGUCUGUCCAGGAAUCUGUUGGGGGUAUAGCUUUGCCAGUUAUUAUGAUGUUUUCACAGGGCUUUGCUCAGUUGUUCGUUUACCCGAGUUUGAAUACCUAUUGUUUGGAUGUUAUGCAGACUCAGGGGUAUGGAUCGGAGAUUGUGGCAGGCAAUUACUUCAUUAGAUAUAUGUUCGCGGCUGCAGGAAGUGCUGCAUGCCUCCCUGCUAUUGAGAAGUUUGGAGUCGGGUGGUUUACCACAAUCUCAGUGGGAUUUCUAACGACAAGUGCAUCUCUAAUUUGGGCUACUACGAUCUGGGGUGCACAGUGGAGAAAGGCAAUCGAAGAAAACAAAGGCCGACCUGACUAUUGA